Molecule: messenger RNA, 2776 nt
Organism: Cynara cardunculus var. scolymus (artichoke)
Lineage: Eukaryota; Viridiplantae; Streptophyta; Magnoliopsida; Asterales; Asteraceae
Product: plastid division protein CDP1, chloroplastic
Exons: 12
Coding region: 71-2509 (812 amino acids)
Biological process (GO): chloroplast fission
Cellular component (GO): chloroplast inner membrane
Source: RefSeq, a predicted model, not a curated record
AGCUUCAAUUACACUCCUCUCUUCUAUCUGAGUAUGAACGGUUAUACGUACGUAGUUUGAAGGUCCUUCCAUGGCGGCAGUUACCGAUUCGUCCCACAUUUUACUCGUCUGUUGCCACGUCUGUCCACACAAGAGGUUCAGUAAUUAUUACUCUCUCGAACUCGGUGCUUCUUCUUAUCCUUCUAGGGUUUCGUUUGAUUCAUCGUCGAGAAGGCGGCAAAAGGGGUUUUUGUUGUCUGUUAGCGGACGUGAGAUUUCGGACGUUCGUGUCACUGAUAGCAGCAACAAUGUUCAUCAUACACGAUCGGCAUUUGUUGAGAUACCUGUUACCUGUUAUCAGAUUCUUGGUAUUCCUGAUAAAUCAGAGAAAGAUGAGAUUGUCAAGUCCAUGAACCAUCUAAAAUUUGCUGAGAUUGAAGAAGGGUACACCAUGGAUACUGUUGUUUCACGCCAGAAUCUUUUAAUGGAUGUACGUGAUAAGCUUCUUUUUGAAGCAGACUAUGCUGGUAAUGUAAGGGCAAAGGUCCCACCAAAGUCAUCUCUUCAAAUUCCAUGGUCCUGGUUGCCUAGUGCGCUUUGCCUACUUCAAGAGGUCGGAGAAGAGAAGCUUGCUCUAGAUAUUGGGCGAACAGCACUGCAGCACCCUGAUUCUAAGCCUUUUGUUCAUGAUUUGCUCUUAUCAAUGGCUCUUGCAGAGUGUGCUAUAGCGAAAGCAAACUUUGAGAAGAACAAGAUUUCCCAAGGAUUUGAAGCUUUAGCUCGUGCUCAGAGUCUUCUUAAGAGCAAACCUUCACUUGAGAAGAUGACAUUGUUAUCUCAGAUCGAAGAAUCUUUGGAAGAGCUUGCCCCUGCCUGCACGCUAGAGUUGUUAGGCAUGCCUCAUACACCAGAAAAUGCUGAGAGGAGAGUAGGAGCAAUUGCAGCUCUGCGUGAACUGCUUAGACAAGGCCUAGAUGUGGAAACUUCAUGUCAAGUAGAAGAUUGGCCAUGCUUCUUGAAUCAAGCUUUAAAUAAGCUCACAGCUGCAGAAAUAGUUGAGCUUCUUAACUGGGAUAGUCUAGCUAAUACACGGAAGAACAAGAAGUCACUCGAGUCGCAGAAUCAAAGAAUAGUUGUUGACGCAAGCUGUCUCUAUGUUGUAAUGAUGGCUCAUAUGGCCCUUGGUUUUUCAAGCAAGCAAAUCGAGAUGAUUAAGAAAGCAAAGACUAUUUGCGAGUGUUUAUUAGCAUCAGAAGGCAUUGAUUUGAGACUUGAAGAGGCCUUCUGUUUGUUCCUUCUUGGACAGGGUGAUGAAGCUGUGGUUGUUGAAAGGCUACGGCAGGUCGAAUCAAAUUCAAAUUUAACUUCAAGAACGUUGAUAUCGGGGAAGGACAUCAAGGAUGCUUCAAAUGCAAAGAAGAUGCUUGAAUCAUGGCUAAAUGAUGCAUUACUUGGUUUGUUUCCCGACACAAGAGAUUGCUCUCCAUCUUUGGAUAACUUUUUUGGAGGUGAAAAAAGGGUUUCUGAAAACAAGCAUAGAAAAAGAGCGCAGACAUCAGCUAGUCUUGGCCACAGGUCACUUUCCACUGCUUUUUCAUCUGACCGACGAACUCUUGACGAUCAUACAUCUACUUCUCCACGCCUUGAGCCAGCUGUGAAGCAGUUGACUCCAUCUGAUUUGCACGUCCCACUAACAGCAAGCAGUGUUAAAGCUGAAAGCUAUCCAGCCGUUCAAUUGAAGCGAAAUUUGGGUGUACACUAUAAUAAAGUUUGGGAAGUUUGGUUGGAUCCGAAUAGUGCAGUUCGGUAUACGAGCUUAGCGACCGUAAUGCUGUGCUUAUUGUUUGCUACUUUUAAGCUGAUGGGUGUACGGUUUUGGGGAACGAGGAGGUCAUCUAGCUGGGUCCAGGGUGAGCCAAGGAUGAACACGGGUUCUCUUUCUUUUGCAACGGAGUCUUCUUAUGGUCUUUGGGGAUCUGCUUGUAAUAAGGGGAGUCUUAUUGCCGACAGGCUAUCCAAGAUGUUGUCAAUGCAAAAUAAAAGGCUUAAUAGUGGACUUGAUGUUGGAGGUCUACAAGAUUCGAGCAUUGCUGCGAGUUCAAUUUCCUCCGCAACGGUAUGUAGGAGAUCGAUGCAUGUCGACGAAGCUGAAACUCUUGUUAAACAAUGGCAGACUAUUAAAGCCGAAGCUCUCGGACCUAAUUAUAAAGUUCAUAACCUUGUGAAUGUUCUUGAUGAGUCGAUGCUUCGGCAGUGGAAGGCAUUAGCUGAAACAGCAAAAGACAGAUGCUGCUUUUGGAGAUUUGUUUUGCUACAAUUGUCUAUUCUUCGAGCCGACAUUUUGUCAGAUGGAAUGGGCAAGGAAAUGGCGGAAAUAGAGGCUCUUGUUGAGGAAGCAGCUGAACUUGUGGAUGCAUCUCAUCAGAAGAACCCAAAUUAUUACAGUACCUACACCAUUCGUUAUUUGCUGAAGAGGCAAGACGAUGGAUCAUGGAGAUUCUGUGAAAGUGAUAUCCAAACCCCAUCGUGAUCAUUGUUUGGAACUCCAAGAAGGUAUACAUCUAUUCUAUCUAACACUAUGCCCAUUCGUUUUUCCAACUUAGGUUCAUCGUUGUAGGGAGUGACAGUGAUUAGACGGCCUCCUGAUCUAAGGGGGAAGGAGUCGUCGAUUUAUAACAGGACCAUUUGAUUUCUAAUCAUUUAUUGUAUUUUUUUCAUCAUUUAUUUCUGAUCUAGUCGAACAUGUUUGUGGGUUUGGCUGUUUCAAAAGUGUAUAAAAGGUGAUUUUUUUCUUCUU